GAUUGCUUACAGUGUAUUCUCUCAUCAUUUUGCUUUUUUCGCACUACCUAAUGUUAUUGUAAAAAAUAAAUAAUAGCAAAAAAUGGCAUCGCAAAACACACGUAUCAAGGUCGGGGUCGUGGGCUUUGGCAUGUCGGCCCGCGUCUUCCACUGCCCGCUGAUCGCCUCAAACUCCAACUACGAGCUGGUCGCGGUGGUCGAGCGCCAUGCGGCCCAGAGCAAGAGGCUGUACCCGCAGGUGCAGGUGGUUAGCAACAUCGACGAAUUGCUGGCCAUACCGGACAUUAGUCUGGUUAUCAUUACCACACCUAACGACACGCACGUCUCUUACGUCAAGCAGACCUUGCUCGCCGGGAAGAACUGCGUGGUUGAAAAGCCAUUCACCGUCACUGAGGCAGAGGCCCGCGAUCUGGCCUGCAUCUCGAAAGAGACUGGAAACGUGCUGAGCGUGUUCCAAAACAGGCGCUGGGAUGGCGACUACUUGACGGUCAAGCGGCUGAUGGCCAACAAUGCGCUGGGUGAGGUUGUUGAGAUAGAGAGCCGCUUUGACCGCUUCCGCGCCUUUAAAAAGCAGAACGCCUGGCGCGAAGUGGCCGACUUCCCGGGAAGCGGCAUUCUGUAUGACCUGGGGGCACACUUGUUUGACCAGAUUGUCGAUCUGGUCGGCGUGCCCGAGAUGGUGCGCAAUGAGCGCAAGAUCGAGGGCGCACCCGACGACUCGUUCUUGGUUGUUCUUGACUACCCGUCAAAAAACUUCAAGGCCCUGUGCCGCGCAGGGAUGCUAGUGCGUGACAAGCCCCCGCGCUUCACAGUGCUGGGAAUGCGCGGAACUUUUACCAAAUACGGUCUGGAUGAGGGCGUCACACCAGCCAAUUCAGAGUACGGCAAAGACAAGAAGGAGCAGUUUGGAACUAUCGAUUCCGAGAUCUACCCCGAGCUGCACGUGCGCGGCACAGCCGGGCUCAUUGUCACGCCCGAACAGGCUGCCAACGUCAUCCGUAUCAUCGAGCUGGCCAAGCAGAGCAGUGCUGAGCGCAAGUCACUUCCAUUCUAAAGCCGUUCUCAGCGUUGCACGCUCUGAACAAAACAAUGCACGUGUACCCGCCCAUUAAUGCGGUUGUCGGCCGUACAUAAGGCGAGUAGGAUCUCUCACCCAGAAUUACAUAUUUUUUCCCACUAAUUUUUGUCCUACUUUUGGUCAUGG
This is a messenger RNA of Kickxella alabastrina, 1204 nucleotides long. Its product is annotated as oxidoreductase domain-containing protein. The transcript has 4 exons. The record is from RefSeq and is a predicted model, not a curated record. NCBI's taxonomy places the organism in Eukaryota, Fungi, Kickxellomycota, Kickxellomycetes, Kickxellales, Kickxellaceae. Gene Ontology annotation, molecular function: nucleotide binding. Bases 83 to 1054 code for a protein of 323 amino acids.